AUGGAUCGCUCCGGUGGGCUCGCCUCGAGACAGGGAAGCAUAUCCCACAUGCCAUGGCCCUCUGAGACAUCCGCAUUUACAUCUCAUCUCCGAAAAUGCUCUGUCGAGUCUGCUAUGGAAAGGCAACUGGGAUUUGAUCGCUCACAUCCAUCUCUCAGCAGUUAUUACUUCCAACUGUCAGGCCAAGACGGCAGAGAUGCUAUCAGAGAGCCGCAGCAAAUGGCCUAUCCCAGCCAGCAGCAAAUGAACAACAUCAUGGCGAUGAGUCCCGUGGCAGCUACUCCUGCAUCUCGAGGUCUCGCCUCGAGCAACUGGCGUACUAUUGGCCAAGAAGGAAACAAUUUCACGAGAGCACAUUCGCGAGCUCAGCCAAGCUCGAGUUUUGCCAUGGCGCCAAUGGAACAAGGCGACGCACGAGGAACUGUGGCCGGAUCUGGCCUUGUUUCUUCUACCACCGGCGGUAUGAGCGAUGGAUAUGCGUAUUACCUGAAUCGUGGUGAUGGGCAGGUGACCAGGCUCAUACCGGCCGACGUGCUGCCAUCUUUGAAUGAGAUCCCGCCGAGGGAGCUCGAGCAACGAGGAAUGAUCGUUUUGCCAUUGCCGCGAGGUAUGCGGCCCAGUGGAACUGCGGAUAUGAACUUUGCAGUGACAGUCAAGAACCAGAUCGACCGCAUCGUUGCCACAAACCCGAAUGUGCACAAGAGGAACAAGGUAUACUGCGACAUGUGGAUCCACGAGGGCAGAUGUGCCUUCACCCAGACAGGAUGCAAGUUCAAACACGAGAUGCCCCUAGACGAAGAGACCCAGAGAACCCUGGGGCUUUUCCAAGGUCUUCCCAGUUGGUUCAAGAAGCAGCAGGAGGAGUCGGCCAUGAGAACAGCCCGGGAGAGUUCUAGUUCCAGUUGUGAAGCCUCACCUACGACAGCAUCGUCGAGAAGCUCGGAUUUUGCUUGGCAGAAUGUUGCGCUGGGUAGUAUUCCGGGAACGGUGGAUUCUUUGAUGGCGAUGUCGCAGGAUAACAACAAGUUUGCUUUCCAGACGCUAUCCGCCCAUCUCAAAUGA
Messenger RNA from Trichoderma gamsii, 1062 nucleotides. RefSeq lists its product as hypothetical. NCBI's taxonomy places the organism in Eukaryota, Fungi, Ascomycota, Sordariomycetes, Hypocreales, Hypocreaceae. Gene Ontology annotation, molecular function: metal ion binding. The record is from RefSeq and is a predicted model, not a curated record. The transcript is spliced from 3 exons. Bases 1 to 1062 code for a protein of 353 amino acids.